This is a messenger RNA of Lodderomyces theae, 1770 nucleotides long. RefSeq lists its product as uncharacterized. The record is from RefSeq and is a predicted model, not a curated record. Gene Ontology annotation, cellular component: fungal-type vacuole lumen. The transcript has a single exon. Gene Ontology annotation, molecular function: metallocarboxypeptidase activity. The coding region runs from base 1 to 1770 and encodes 589 amino acids. NCBI's taxonomy places the organism in Eukaryota, Fungi, Ascomycota, Pichiomycetes, Serinales, Debaryomycetaceae.
AUGAUUGAAAAGCCACCAUUGCCGGUACACAACCAAAUGGAAACAAGGCUAACCAAACGGAAAGCUUUCUUUAUCAAAUCAUGUCUUGCCACAUUCUGCACUUUCAUCUUUUUAGCAACUUACUCGGCAACUACAUUCCUUAUCAACACGUGGUUCCCUAGAGCAGAACCAGAUAACCCUGAUGCUCUUUGCCCAAUUGUUCCCAAAGCGCAUCCCGAUGGUAUUCACAGUCCGAAACUUAUCCAAUAUAUUCUAAAUGAUGACAAAUUCCACAGGGAAGAACGUGACAGAUUAUUAGGAGCAAUUCAGAUCCCUACUGAAGUCUACGAUGACAUGGAGAUCCCUAAACUGGCUAACGAUUCGGAAUCCUUGCUCAAGCUAGAACCUAGAUGGAAACCAUUCUAUAAAUUACACGAGUACUUGGAGAAAACAUACCCCUUGGCUCACAAACACUUGAAAGUUGAGAAAAUCAAUCAUUUGGGUUUGGUAUAUACUUGGAAAGGUGGUGAUAGUGACAAGAAGCCAAUAAUUUUAGCUGCUCACCAGGAUGUCGUGCCAGUCCAAAAAGCAACUUUGGACCAGUGGACUUAUCCUCCAUUCAAAGGUGGGUUCGAUGGAGAGUAUCUCUUUGGGAGAGGGGUAUCCGAUUGCAAAAACUUGCUCAUUGGGUUACUCACUACCAUCGAGCUACUAUUGGAAAGGGGGGAAUUCAAACCGGAGAGAACAAUAAUCUUGGCUUUUGGUUAUGAUGAAGAAAGUAGAGGUACUGGUGCUGCUGAAAUUUCAAAGCAUCUUUUAUCUCGUUAUGGGGCCGACUCUAUAUUACAAAUCAUUGAUGAAGGUAAUGAGGCUUAUGAAGAGAUUGAAGGAUUGAAAUUGAUUCUCCCUGCAACUGGUGAAAAGGGGUACUUGGACUCAGUCAUUGAAUUGUACACUCCUGGAGGUCAUUCGAGUGUGCCUCCAAAGCAUACAUCCAUUGGAAUAAUGGCGCAAUUGAUCACCGAGAUUGAAAAUGAUGCAUUCCUGCCAUUGCUCACCCAAGUUAAUCCACUCAUGGGUGAACUUUUCUGCUUAGCUGAACAUAGUCCCAUUUUGGACAAGGAUGUCAAGCGCAACAUUUUGAAAGCUCAAGUCGAUGCAAAUGCCAAUAAGCAAGUUGUUGAGUACUUGGACGCAAACCUCGAGACAAAAUAUUUGAUAACCACUUCUCAAGCUAUUGAUAUUGUUGAAGGAGGAGUCAAAUCAAAUGCAUUGCCCGAACAUGUAUCAAUCUUGGUCAACUCGAGAAUAUCGGUUGAAGAAUCGGUACAAGAUGUAAUUGACAAGUAUCAUUUCCAUAUUGAAUCCAUUGCCAAAAAAUUCAAUCUCGGUUUCAUCUUGAAUGGGGAGGAAGUGAUUGCUCCUGGAAAACAAGGAUAUUUCAACUACUCCUUGGUCGAGCCAUUAGAGCCGGCGCCCGUCUCUCCUAUAAAUGGCGAAAGUUGGAAUUUGUUUGGUGGUGCAUUGCGAUACUUGUAUGAAGAUUUGGUGUUCCCCAAACUGAAUGAUACAUUCAUAGUUGCACCUUUCUUGUCAACUGGAAACACGGAUACCAAAUCGUAUUGGGAUUUGAGUAGAAAUAUUUAUCGGUACCAACCUGGACUUCCUUUUAAACACAGCGGAGUUCAUUCAGUCGAUGAGAGAUUACUUUUCGAUGGCCAUUUCCAUAUUAUAGCAUUUUACUACUAUUACUUACAAAUCAUCGAUGAAGCUGAUGAUGCAAAAUUUUAA